AUGUCCGACAUUAUUUCCUCAUCGUCCGUAUAUCCACCGCAAGGGGAAACCCCCUCCAAACCCCAACUUCACUCCGAGUCAGGUAUCAAACCUCGGGACAGUGAACCCGAAAAGGAUAACCAGAAGUCUCUACUGAGCUCCAAGCCAGAUAAAGAUUGGACCAGGGAUAAACCCCGCCCCACACGCCCCAUCACCGUCAUAUUCUUCGAAUGGCUCGGCCGCCUCCUCCUCGCCACCCUCUGCCUCUUAACCUCCUUCCUGUCCCUCUGGUUCGCGUGCAAGAUGUUCAAAGCAAGUGACAACAUAUCCAUCUGGACGGCGGAUUACAAAAGUCCCCCUUUACCUCCUGGUGCCCCCCUCUUGGAUGUUUUUGUCGCAUGGCCUGAACCCAUGAUAGAAUGCGGAGUCAAGUUGUUUUUGGUGGUUGUUUGCUCACCGAUAGUUAUUGUUUGGGAGCUCGUUAUUAUGGUGUUGUUUUUCUCUGCGGCGAUUGGUGUUUUGUCGGGGAUGCCAUUAUGGUGA
Messenger RNA from Laccaria bicolor S238N-H82, 522 nucleotides. RefSeq lists its product as uncharacterized. The record is from RefSeq and is a predicted model, not a curated record. The coding region runs from base 1 to 522 and encodes 173 amino acids. The transcript has 2 exons. Lineage: Eukaryota; Fungi; Basidiomycota; Agaricomycetes; Agaricales; Hydnangiaceae.